AUGGACAGCACUGAUGAAAAUUGCGUUUAUUGGCACAGAAAUAGAAACCUACUAAUUUCCACGCUUAUGGUGCUUUUGGUUUCAAGCAUGACGAUAGUGAGAUUCACGGCUGAAGGGAGAAGCAUUCCCAAGUUAGUUGAAGCAGCUCAAGAAGGGAGAGCAGAGAAGAAAUGGGUAAGGAUAUUGGCGAGAGGUCAGAUAGGGUCGAGGCCGCCAAACUGCGAGAAGAGGUGCAGCACUUGUGGGCACUGCGAGGCAGUUCAGGUCCCGAUUGUCCCACGAGUGAAAAGGCAGAGGAGAAUCCCAUUAAUCUCUGAUGCAAGUCAUGCAACCGGCCACGGUACUACUAUUGCAUACUCCAGAGAUGGCGUCUCCAACUACAAGCCUAUGUGCUGGAAGUGCAAGUGCGGCGACUUCAUUUUCAAUCCUUGA
This is a messenger RNA of Juglans microcarpa x Juglans regia, 432 nucleotides long. RefSeq names its product EPIDERMAL PATTERNING FACTOR-like protein 2. Gene Ontology annotation, biological process: stomatal complex development; guard cell differentiation. Lineage: Eukaryota; Viridiplantae; Streptophyta; Magnoliopsida; Fagales; Juglandaceae. The record is from RefSeq and is a predicted model, not a curated record. The coding region runs from base 1 to 432 and encodes 143 amino acids. The transcript is spliced from 3 exons.